Suillus subaureus is the source of this 2880-nucleotide messenger RNA. RefSeq names its product Mg-transporting ATPase. The record is from RefSeq and is a predicted model, not a curated record. Bases 1 to 2880 code for a protein of 959 amino acids. Gene Ontology annotation, cellular component: membrane. The transcript is spliced from 13 exons. Gene Ontology annotation, molecular function: ATP binding; ATP hydrolysis activity; P-type magnesium transporter activity. Gene Ontology annotation, biological process: magnesium ion transport; monoatomic ion transmembrane transport. NCBI's taxonomy places the organism in Eukaryota, Fungi, Basidiomycota, Agaricomycetes, Boletales, Suillaceae.
AUGCCCUCACUUGCGAAGCUCUUCUCCUCUCGCUCCUCCCUUGGAAAUUUGGAAAAGCAUGGGCCUGACAUAGCCACUCCAGACACCGAGAGUAACAAGUCGCCCAUCUCGCCACAACCGGUCGCAAGGGAGGUGCAGGAGCAACUCAUAUGCGCUACCCUCAGUCGUUUCGCGCAAGUCCCGGUCUCGGCUGUAUUCGUAUUGGAACCCGGAUGGAACCCUGGAGGUCUUUCUGAUGAACAGGCUUCCCUGAUUCUCAAAACUCAUGGACCUAACACACCGGUAGCGGAACGUCCUCUCGCCGCGCUCCGGAUGCUUUGGGGGGCCAUUGUCAAUCCCUUCAACAUCCUUUUGACCAUCCUUGCAAUUAUCAGCGCUGCCACUCAACAGAUCCCCACGUUCAUCGUCAUGAUGGCAAUGGUGUUCGCUUCGACCGGCUUAAGGUAUUGGCAAGAAUUGAAGUCCAUGAUUCAAGCAGUCAAUUUGAUCAAGUCAGUCACGACGAAUACCCGCGUUCUUCGUUAUCGAAACUCUGGUUCGGAGGAGCUCGAAAUUGAUCAGCGGAAUGUGGUUCCGGGUGAUAUCAUAGCUGUCACCAGCGGUGAUGUCUUCCCUGGUGAUUGUGUUCUCAUUACGGCCGAGGCUAUCACAAUCACACAGGCCUCGCUUACCGGAGAAAUGAUGCCCAUCGAGAAAACCGUGCGCCUUGCUGCGCCAGGUCCCGGAGAAACGCUUGAUUUACUGCAUAAUGAUAAUGUUUGUCUCGCGGGCACAUCUGUUGUCACAGGGAAUGGAUACGCCCUCGUCGUCUCGACUGGCAAGGACACCUACAUGGCUUCUAUCACCAGCGAGCUCUCCAAACGACGACCGGAAAACGCUACUCAGAUUGGCAUCAGGAAAGUCAGUUAUGUCUUGAUGGCCUUCACGGGCGUUAUGGCCCCGAUUGUGUUCAUCGUCCAGGGUGCUGUUAGUAAGGACUGGAAGGGUGCGAUCAUGUUUGCGAUCGCUAUUGCAGUUGGAAUUACGCCAGAAAUGUUGCCAAUGAUUGUGACAUCAAACCUUGCGCUGUCUGCCGUUCGUGUGGCACGCAAAAAAGUCAUUGUGAAGCGUUUUGAUGCCAUCCAGAACCUUGGCGCAGUUCGCAUUCUCUGCUCAGACAAAACAGGGACGCUUACUGCUGAUCUCGUGCGCAUUUCAAUGUCCACGACGGGUACAGGAGACCUCUCGCAACUUCCCAUCAAGUUGGCUUAUAUUAAUUCCUCACUGCAGACCGGUUCUCGUAGUCCGAUCGACCACGCAAUCGUUGACUUCGUCGAUCAAAAUGAGCAGGACAUGUUCACAGACAUUCCCAGAGACGGCUGGGUCAAGCAGGGCGAAGUUCCUUUCGAUUCGUCGCGCCGCCUUCUGUCGGUCUUAGUUUCGCGACCUGGUGGCGAUGGCUCUGAAGGACUGUUGAUAACAAAGGGCGCAGUAGAAGAAGUCUUGGACUUGUGCGUGUCAGUCUACAACCACCAGACAUCUCCUUCCUCAGAUGCCUCGGAGCCGCUUGGUUUGGAUAUAUCCCCCUCAACGACGUUAAUCUUCACAGCAGACGAGCGGCAAAAGAUUCUUGAUACUGCCCAGCGUUUGAACGAGGAUGGGUUGCGUCUUGUCGCUGUGGCCUGCCGAGAACAGCUUAUCAAGCCGUUCAUGACCAUAUCCUGCUCUGACGAGAGUGAACUUACCUUCAUUGGAUUCAUUGGGCUUCUUGAUCCAUUGAAGCCUGAUGCCACCCAGGCAAUCAAAGAUUUGGCCGCAUUGAACGUGCAGGUCCGAAUCCUCACUGGUGACGCUCCUGCGGUGGCUGCAAAGGUGGCUCGCGACCUCGGGCUUAUACCAUCUUGCCAGCAUUCGUCGACUGCGGAGAACGAGAAGGAUGAAGGCCUCAUUCUCACUGGCGUCCAGCUUGCGGCCCUUGCAGAUGAUCAAGAUGCCUACAAGGAUGCCAUCGAUCGCUGCAUCAUUUUUGCCAAACUCUCGCCUUACCAGAAGCUUGAGGUCGUGAAAGCUCUGCGCAUGGGUGACGGUGGCAGAGCAGUCGCCUUCUUGGGAGACGGCGUCAACGAUGCUCUUGCUAUACGCGGCGCAGACGUCGGGAUCUCGGUGGAUUCAGGAACUGACAUUGCGAAAGAAGCGGCAGAUGUGAUCUUACUUGAGAAGAGCUUAGCUGUCGUCGCUGACGGUGUGGUCGAGGGGAGGCUUACACUCAUUAACACACUGAAGUACAUCAAGAUGGCGACCUCCUCCAACUUCGGUAAUAUAUUUUCGGUCUUGGUUGCUUCUGCGUGGCUUCCAUACCAGCCUAUGCUCCCGCUGCAGCUCCUCGUCCAGAAUCUGUUGUAUGAUUUCUCUCAGGCAUCGAUUCCCUGGGAUAAUGUUGACCCCGAGUACUUGGUGGCCCCGAAGACAUGGGGAGCGAAAUCGAUCAUCCGUUUCAUGAUUUGCUUGGGUCCCUUCUCAAGCCCUUUUGAUAUCAUCACAUUCAGUAUCAACUGGUUCCACUACGGCAUUCGUACGCUCGACAACCCACUUGUUCCCCUUGCACAGACCCAUUGGUUUCUCGAGGGGUCUCUGACACAGCUGUUCAUUAUUCACUUCCUGCGAACGGGCAAGCUCCCCUUCAUCCAGUCCCGCGCAUCGAUCUCAGUCGUUUGCACCACCUUCGGUAUCGCUGGUAUAUCUAUUGCGAUCCCAUACAUGCCGAAGAUCAACACUGCCCUGAAGUUCACCCCGCCUGAGCCCAUCUACUACUCGUACCUGCUAGCGAUGAUCAUCGGCUAUGCUAUGGUCGUGCAUGUUGUCAAGACGCUUUAUCAACUGGUGUUCAAGGAAUGGCUUUAG